AUGGAGACCAAGAAGCCCAACAUCCUGUACAUCAUGGCGGACCAGAUGGCCGCACCCUUGUUGUCGCUGCACGACAAGAACUCGCCCAUCAAGACGCCAAACCUGGACCGUCUGUCGGCCGAAGGUGUCACAUUUGACUCGGCGUACUGCAACUCGCCGCUGUGCGCGCCAUCGCGCUUUGUAAUGGUCAGCGGCCAGCUGCCCUCCAAGAUUGGCGCCUACGACAAUGCGGCGGACCUGCCCGCCGACACCCCAACUUAUGCUCACUACCUGCGCCGUGAGGGCUAUCACACUGCUCUUGCUGGCAAGAUGCACUUCUGUGGCCCGGACCAGCUGCACGGCUAUGAGCAGCGUUUGACCAGCGACAUCUACCCCGGUGACUACGGAUGGUCCGUCAACUGGGACGAGCCAGAAAUCCGUCUGGACUACUACCACAACAUGUCCUCGGUCAUGGAGGCCGGACCCGUGGUGCGCACUAACCAGCUCGAUUUUGACGAGGAAGUCAUCUACAAGUCGAAGCAGUACCUGUAUGAUCACGUACGCACUCGCACUGAUCAGCCAUUCUGUCUGACGGUGUCGAUGACGCACCCGCACGACCCCUACGCCAUGACCAAGGAGUUUUGGGACCUGUACGAGGACGUCGACAUCCCGCUGCCCAAGAACGGCGCCAUCCCACACGACCAGCAGGACGCCCACUCGCAGCGGGUCCUGAAGUGCAUUGAUCUCUGGGGCAAGGAGAUGCCCGAGGAGAACAUCAAGGCCGCUCGCCGCGCCUACUACGCCGCCUGCACCUACGUCGACACCAACAUCGGCAAGCUGCUCAAGGUGCUGAACGACACCGGCCUUGCGGAUGACACCAUCAUCGUUUUCACCGGUGACCACGGUGACAUGCUCGGCGAGCGUGGUCUGUGGUACAAGAUGACCUGGUUCGAGAACUCGGCUCGCGUGCCCAUGCUCUUCCACUACCCCAAGAAAUUCGCCCCCAAGCGCGUGCCCGAGAACGUGUCCACCAUGGACCUGCUGCCCACCUUCGCCCAGCUGGUCGGCGCGCCCAUCAUCCCCGAGCUGCCCAUGGACGGUGUCUCGUUGGUUCCCUACCUGGAUGGCUCUGAUGGCCCCAAGACCGACACCGUGUACGGCGAGUACAUGGGCGAGGGCACGCAGGCCCCGCUGAUCAUGAUCCGCCGCGGCCGCUGGAAGUUCAUCUACUCGACCCUGGAUGAGCCGAUGCUGUUCGACCUGGUCAACGAUCCCGAAGAGAAGGUGAACCUGGUGGCCGGCCUGCCGGUUCCCUCGGCGUCUCACAAGCCCGCGGCCGUCAAGCCCGUUGCCACUGCUCUGGCGCCCCAGUCCCUGCCCACCCCUCUCGAGACCCCUCGCGUGUCGCCGACUCCUCAGCGCGGCAAUCAGACCUCGUAUCCCUUCCCGGGAGGAGUGACUCCUCCGCGCACCCCCAGCCCGUCUAAGCGGGGCAACCUGCCCGCCACUCAGAACCCAGCGAAGCUGCUAGCCUUCUUCAUGGAAGAAGUCCACUCCAAGUGGGACCUGGAGAAGAUCCGUCAGGACGUGCUGACCUCGCAGCGCCGCCGCCGCCUGGUCUACUCGGCCCUGAUCAAGGGCACCCCGACGUUCUGGGACUGGGAGCCGCGCGUCGACCCCAGCACCCAGUACGUGCGCAACCAGGGCAAGGGCGUGCUGGACGACGUUGAGUUGAUCUCGCGCUGGCCUCGCGUGCUGCAGCAGGCCGCCACUGCCAACGGCAUCUCCAUCUAA
Molecule: messenger RNA, 1773 nt
Organism: Penicillium lagena
Lineage: Eukaryota; Fungi; Ascomycota; Eurotiomycetes; Eurotiales; Aspergillaceae
Product: putative choline sulfatase
Exons: 2
Coding region: 1-1773 (590 amino acids)
Molecular function (GO): sulfuric ester hydrolase activity
Source: RefSeq, a predicted model, not a curated record